CUUUCCCGGAGCGCGUGGACACGGCGUCGUUUGCGGAGAACCCCAAUCUCCGAAGAACACGGCGUGAGGAAGAUUAAUCUGCCAUUUCCUGUAACUAACAUGGAAGUGACUGAGGAGGAUAUGAAAGGCACGGAGAAAAGCUCUAUAAAUAUUAAGGAGGAGGACUGUGACUGGGAACAUGUGCACCCUAAACCAGAGAGUCUCUGCAUUAAGAAUGAGGAUUAUGAACAGGGGACAGUGGGCAUUAAGGAAGAGCUUGAGGAGAAGCCUGUCAUCGGUGACUUACACGACUAUAAAAUAAUAGUCAAGGAGGAAGACUUUAAGUCAGAGUCCAUCUGCCAGUUUGGGUGUCAGUAUGGAGGUGUAAGUGGAUUGGUCUGCCCUCACAGCAGAACCUUCCCUGUUGAGGAACAUUCUGUUAACAUGAAGUCUGAGGUUUAUUCAGACACGGAGACCAGUGAGGAAGCCUCCAGGAGCAUACCAGCAGGUCAGCCAUCAUCUAUGAGUCAGUCUGGUGAAGAGACGCUGGAGGGUCUCGGCUUUUCCCCAUCUUUAGCUGCUGCUGAGACCUCACUUCAGGUCAGACCACAACAGACACCGCAUGAUGAAAAUAUGAGGGUGUUGACGUCUGGGUCAGAGGUUUUGACGAGAUCCUCUUUGCAGUUCAAUUCUGUGCCAGCUGUGCCUAUGCUUGUGUUUUUCACCAUUAACAAUCCACAACCGGUGAACAGUACUCCUUCAGGAGCUUUGCCUGCUGGCCAAGAGCAAAGGAAAAGUUUGAAAUGCCAACUUGAAAACAAAGGCAGUCAGCGUAGCCAUAUAAGUCAAAGACCAUAUGGCUGUUCCGAGUGUGGAAAACGAUUUAAUAAAAAACUCCAUCUUGAGAUCCACACGAGAAUUCAUACGGGAGAGAAGCCCUUUAGCUGUUCUGAAUGUGGGAAAGGAUUCUACGAAAUAGGAGGACUUAACAGCCACAUGAGAACUCACACGGGGGAGAAGCCUCACCGUUGCCCUGAGUGUGGCAAACAAUUUACAACAAGGAGUCUUCUUCAUAAACACACAAGUAUUCAUACUGUAGGAAGACCCUUCUGCUGUUCUGAAUGUGGGAGAGAAUUUUUAAGAAGAGAUAAUUUUGCUAACCACAUGAGAAUUCAUUCUGGAGAAAAACCCUAUUGCUGUUCGGAAUGUGGGAAAGGAUUUUUAAGAAGAGAUAAGCUUGCGGACCACAUGAGGAUGCAUACGGGAGAGAAGCCUUAUGGCUGUUUGGAAUGUGGCAGAAGAUACUCGACAAACACAAAUCUUAAGAAGCACAUGCAAACACAUGCUGGGGAGGCUGGAAAGGCCAUAACAACAGAGGGAAAGAUGCCGACCUCCUGCCCCAGCCCCAUGUAGACCAAGAACAAACCAGUGUAUGGCUUACAAGGAGUUGAGUUAAGACCAAGUAAGAGUACAUUAUAAUAAUGGCACACGACACUGGCCUGCACACGGGUUGGUUCAAGGCAACAGUAGAAAAUUAUAAUAAUUGUUGUUAGAAAAGAAUGAGAAAGCAGAUAUGUUCAGAUUCAGCAAAACAGAGACGGAUACAGACAGAACUUUAUUUUUUCCCCCGUGGGUAAAUUUAGCUUUUUAUACAAUCUCACUAAAUAGAUAGGUAAAUCUAUACACACACAUAAUUACGGUCUGAUCUCCCACCAGAACAAAUUAGUCACUCAUCUGGUUGUCAGUUGUGAGAUGCGGAUGACAGGAGGGUUCCAACCUAAGAAACACAACAAAGUUGCCAGACUACCGCACCGGAAAACUACGCAAACAGAUCCAAAGUUCCAUUAUCACAGAGGCACACUCCAACCUGAAGAACCGAAAAGGAGGAGGUUUGAGUCAUUUGGAAUACACUUCUACCAGCGAAACAGAGAAUAAUACUGGCCAGGAAACCUGACAAACAAUCAUCUGCUGCAGCACGGUUCAUUACAGUUUCAGUCCCGAGUGUUUACUCAAUAUGCAGAGUGACUGUUAUAUCCAGUAUAUGUUGGAGUUCUAUGUUAAGUAAUUUCUUAAUGGUUAUAGUAUAUUUUGUAUUGUGCAAUUCUAUGAAAUACAGAAAUUAAAAAUACAGUGUAACAUUAA
Polypterus senegalus (gray bichir) is the source of this 2121-nucleotide messenger RNA. RefSeq names its product zinc finger protein 135-like. Bases 100 to 1392 code for a protein of 430 amino acids. The transcript is spliced from 3 exons. Gene Ontology annotation, biological process: regulation of transcription by RNA polymerase II. The record is from RefSeq and is a predicted model, not a curated record. Gene Ontology annotation, molecular function: DNA-binding transcription factor activity; RNA polymerase II cis-regulatory region sequence-specific DNA binding. Lineage: Eukaryota; Metazoa; Chordata; Cladistia; Polypteriformes; Polypteridae.